This is a messenger RNA of Paralichthys olivaceus (Japanese flounder), 2438 nucleotides long. The record is from RefSeq and is a predicted model, not a curated record. Lineage: Eukaryota; Metazoa; Chordata; Actinopteri; Pleuronectiformes; Paralichthyidae.
CAUCAGACCUAUUUAUCUAUAGCAGCAGCUCGUCAGUACAAAGCGGGCCAUGAGUCACGGCAGCAGAGCCCCUGACUCAAUGCUGCUUUGGUUAAUCAGUAACCAGAGUGGGAGCACCGUGGGAGUCUGGCUGGGUUAAAGUGAGGGAGCAGGGGAGUCAGGAGCUCACUCAGCAGCAGAAGACACACACGAAGGAAUCGUUUCAAGGUGAAGACCAACAAAAGCUAAAAUGCAGAGAUCGCCUCUUCUCCUCCUGCUAUGCUGCCUGACAGCGAGUCAGGCCAACCGCGUCUACAUUCACCCCUUCAACCUCUUUGCUGCCGACAACGUCAUCUGCGAGACCCUGCAGACCAAGCCAUCCAAGCCCCUGGAGACCGUUCCCGUGAGCCCCCUCGAUAUUGAGGUCCUGACACCAGACAGCAGGGACCAGAUGGAGCUGGAGGCACAGAGGCAGAACAUCACUGAGAGGACAGCGGUUCUGGCACACCUGUUAAACACUCUGGGCCUGAGAAUGUACAAGGGCCUCAGCCUCAAAGAGCAAAGCACCAACACACUGCUCUCUCCCAUCAACACCUACGGGACGCUCGUCACUUUGUACCUGGGAGCUUCCAAGAAGACAGCAAGCAAGUUCCAGCUUCUUCUGGGCCUGAACAGCGGCACUGACCGAGUAGACUGCGUGUCUCUGGUGGACGGACGCAAGGUUCUCAAGACACUGCAGAUUAUCAACUCUCUGGUGGACGAUGGACCCAAGGAUGAAAUCACCACGCAGGUCUGGGCCUUCACUCGUCAGGACGUUCAGCUGUCCGAGGUCUUUGUUGGGGGCACGCAGGACUUCUCGGACACAUCGUUCAUCCGCAGCCUGGACUUCUCCAAACCUGAGGAGGACAAGCAACUGGUGAACGAGUUUGUGGAGAAGACGUCGGACGGGAAGGUGAAGAGCGUCUUUAAAGAGCUCAACUCCAGCAGUGACCUUCUGUUCGUCACCUCCUUCAACUUUCAAGGCAGCUGGAGGACAGCCUUCCAGCCGGAGAACACCUCCCUGCAGGAGUUUCAGGUGGAUGAAACGACAACAGUGAUGGCUCCGCUGAUGACCCACACGGGUCAGUUCUUCUACCUGAAUGAUAAGAUGCAGCAGUGCACUGUUGUGAAGUUGUCUCUGAGCAAACGGUCAUACAUGUUGCUGGUCCUGCCUCACGAAGGGGCCAAGCUUCACGACAUUGAGUCCAAGCUGCACACAGACGUCAUCUCUGGCUGGCACCACAGUCUCCAGGAGGGUCUGUUGGAGCUGUCGCUGCCAAAGUUCUCCCUGUCGUCUGAGAUUGAUCUGCAUGACCUGCUGACCAAAAUGGAUCCAGAAAUCGAGGCCGAACUCUUGGGCUCCCUUGCUGAGUUCAGUCAACUCAGCAACACCAAACCCUUCACAAUAAAUAAGGUGGUGAACAAGGUUGUGUUUGAGAUGUCGGAGGAAGGAGCAGAACCUCAGGAGAAGGUACAAGAAGCGGGCGUCCCUGUGAAACUCACGAUCAACCGCCCGUUCUUCUUUUCUGUCAUAGAGGGAAAUUCUAACGCCAUCCUCAUGCUGGGCAAGAUCACAAAUCCUACACUUUAAAGUUGUGUAUUACUCCAAACUAACGGACUUAAAAAAACAUCAAACAAACCCGACACAUUUCCUUAUGAUCCACUUUGUUCUGCUCAAGAUGAAUCAUGUUCUGCAGAGUUGAAAUUUCCUUUCACCACCUCAUCCUCUCACCGAGUCAGUAUUUAUGAAAACCUGUUACUUCAAGCCGAGUUGUUUUCAAGCAGCCUGUUAAUUUGUUUUUCUUUAAAUUUGAUAGCAGAGUUCUGUACAGUGUUUUUAAGUAGAGUUGGUACAGGAACCACAAUUCUCAAGACUAAUACAUUGUAUAUUGUAACUAAAGAGUUUAUUUUUGUUUUGUUAUGGUUUAUGAUUGCUGAAAUAAAACAUUUGUUUCCCAAUGUAGUUGAUCCGUCAUUUGUUAGAGUUUCAGACUGAACAGUUUUAAAUGAGUUUUAUGUCAACAUCCAUCACAUCUAAGAAGGUCAGAGGCCUGCAACACGGAGUGAUGCUGCACUACAGGUCAUUGAACCUGAGGCCAGAUCUGAUUUUUCAUAACAACAUGGUUUAAAUUCCAAUCAGAUGUGUUUGUGGUUUAUCAAUCUGUAGCAUUUGUUUCAGUGAAAUCAAUAGAAAACCAUCAGUCCCCUAUCAUUCAGUGAAACUGCAUCACACUGCACACAAUCAUAGUUAUCAUUGUGAAUACGGCCGACUGUUCGCAUCAAGAUCCAUUAUUUAUUCCCUGGGAAAUUGGUGAGAAUUUUAUAAAUAAAAUUCCUGGAUCUGCCCCCUGAAGUAGAUCCACUUCAAACUUUAAAGGGUUCUUCCACCAUCUGUACUGCAUCAUUCAACCAAGUUUCUU